Molecule: messenger RNA, 4257 nt
Organism: Cyprinodon variegatus (sheepshead minnow)
Lineage: Eukaryota; Metazoa; Chordata; Actinopteri; Cyprinodontiformes; Cyprinodontidae
Exons: 5
Coding region: 153-2615 (820 amino acids)
Source: RefSeq, a predicted model, not a curated record
UGUGGCGCACUUCUACCUGCUGCGUUACUGACAGCGAGGAGCAGCAACUUUGACUUUGUUUUAGCUCGGAUUGACCUUUGACAUGAACAGGUGAUUCCUGCCAAAGGUUAGAAAAAGUCCUUUUCUUCAGUUUGAACCAGUAAACGUCAACAAUGAAGAAGGGACUGCAUUUUCUGGGUCGAAAGAACCAAUCUCUUUAUGACACCAACAUUAAAAUCCAGGACAGAGACAAUAUUGAGUUAGUGCUGGAUUCAAAAUCUGCAGUCUUCGAAUCGGGUACUGCUAAAGUGAAAGCCAGACCCACCGUCAAGCAUCACACUUCCUCGUUGGAAGCUUUCCAAGGAUUUGCUGUACCAACUCCUACUGUUCCUGAUCUUCCUCCUGCCAAUGGCCCAAAGAUCAAUGGGACAGCACCAGGCCAAGAAGAGAAGAUAUUUGUCCCUCCUCCUCCUUCAAUGGCCCCUCCACCGCCUCCAGUGGAUUUCAUUCCACCUCCGCCAGACUUCAUGGGUGACUUAAACAGCUUAGACCCACUGGCCCUCCAGCCUCCGUCUAUGCCAGCUCCAAAGCCACCAUCUCUGGUGGAGGAGGAUUUGUCCAUCCUAAAACCACCGCCAAUGGCACCUCCAAAACCUCCAUCUACCUGCUCCACUGGAUCCGGGUCAUCAGUACCCAUCUCUGUCCCACCAGCAAAAGUCCCUGAACGUCCAAAGUUUGCCCCACCACAGCCCCCUACUGAAAAGCAGCAGAAGACUGUGAAGGUCCCACCUCCAAAGCCCAUCAGAUUAUCAUCUAUGUCUACUUUGGAGUCCCCUCCUCACUCCCCUGCACCACCUCCCCCAGUACAGACAUCAAAAUUGUCCACCUUUAACCCUCAAAACAAAGCAAAAGUUUAUGAUCCUCCAGAACCCACAUUUCCUAGCCAAAAGCCAAAAGCAAAGCAGAUGUUACUCUUACAAGAAUCAGGAUCAGUUGAAUCUGCACCUGUGCUGGUAACGGUAGAUGGAAAAGCUCCUCAAGCUGCUCAGCUAACUAAACCAGAGCCCAGAGCUGUAAAUGAAGUAAAGGAGGCAUUAGAAAUAAAACAAGACACCAUAUUACCUGAGUUCCAAAAAGAAAAGAAAAUAGAAGUUAAAACUGAGUCUAAAAAAGCAGCUCCAAUACCGGCUCCAAUAGUGGAGACUAAAGCAGAAAAUGUUCCAGCUCAGUCUGAUAUUACCAAGCCCCUCCAGCCUCCAUCCUCACAGAAAACGACUAGUGUCCAGAUAAAUUCACACACUAACAAGAACCAAUUGAAAGCCUCUCCAGCUCAAGGCCGCAGCUUCAGUCCCUUAUUGGACCGUAAACUGUACAGCCUAAAGGCCAAUGAAACCAAACCGUCAACAUCGCCGUUGGCUCUCCUGCAGGCGGCAAAGGAAAGAGAGAAACAAAGAACCACUUCUUCUCUGUCACGCGAAAGCAGCACCAAGAUGAGUGAAUCAGUGUAUUCAAAUUCCUCUACUGACAUUCCAAGGUCAACUUCUUCAAUUAUACCCAGUCAAAUUAGGCCAAAUGAGAAUGCAACUGUUAGACCUGUAGAACAAAAGAUUCAGAGUCCAGAAAAACCCUUAAGUCCAACAGCCCUGGCCAAAGAUCAGAAACUAUCGAAUGAUUUAGUUUUGACUAAUUUCACAGCGUCCCCAACUGUGAACAGCCUGGGUGAGCAGAAGCAAAGGGCAGAGGAAAAACUUUUAAAGUUGCAGGAUGAACACAAUGACAUUCCUAAAGAGGUAACUUUGCCAUUGCUGCCUCCACCGCCAGAGUUCGGUGACUUUGAUGAUCAAAUACCAGAGUCACCACCCUCCAUCCGUCCGCCUGAUCCCCCCUCGACAAAAGCACCAGCACCCCCGGAAGUCACACCAACACCACUAGUAGUUACAAAGUCUCCAGCACCAGCUAAAGCCCUAGCUCAAACUCCAGCACCAGCUAAAGCCCUAGCUCAAACUCCAGCACCAGCUAAAGCCCUAGCUCAAUCUCCACCACCAGCUAAAGCCCCAGCUCAAAUUCCAGCACCAGCUAAAGCCCCAGCUCAAAUUCCAGCACCAGCUAAAGCCCCAGCUCAAACUCCACCCCCUGCUAAAGCCCCAUCUCAAUCUCUAGCUCCACCACCAAAGCUCCCCCCUCCUGAUGUACAUGUCAAACCAAAGACACCAGUCCAGACUAAAUCCAGUCCAGUCCCGACUCAACAACCAAACAAUAUUUCAUCCAACCAGGCCACCCUCCUUAGUAUUUUACAGAAGAAGAUGUUGGAAAUGGAUCACAAAAUGGCUCCAGUUAACAAGUCAGAGCAAGGCUCUGAUGAGUGGGGUAGCUCUUUGUUUGAUGAAGACAACAAGAUGCCACCGGUGCCAAAACCGAAACAGGAAAGCAAAAAUCCCCCCACCCCCACUAACAAAACAGCAUCUUUAGACAUGAAAGAGUUGGAGAGCAAAGUGCUACAUAAAAACCAGCAGAGCACACAAGUGAAAAGUCCCCCCACCAAAAACGGGAUCCAAUCAAGACAUCAGUAUGGUUUGACGUUCACCAUCAGACCUGGAACCAAACAACCCAUAACACUUGUUAAUAAGGAGCACUGAUGUUGGACAAACCUGCUGUUCACACAGGAGCAUUUGCCAAAGCUACUUCCACAGUAAAAUGGGAUAAUUUGAAAGAUCUUCCUUUCUGCGACUCCGGCCUGUUUCUCUUUAAAUAAAAGACCAAUAAAAGCUACAUUUUUGGAGUGAGGCUAGGUAUUUAAAUGUUGUUAAUGUCAGAAAAAACAUUAACAAAGAGGUCUGUCAGAAACCUCACCAUUAAUAUGAUUUCUCAGAGUUUUUGUAAAUCCGCCUGUUUCCAUUAGACUAAUAAUGCAGGUCAAAGAAAUUAUUAUUUUCCAAGCCAUGCAAUGCAAAAUGAGUCAUUUUUUUUAAAAUAAGUGCAUUUUUUCAUGAGUUGAGGAGAUGAAACACUUUGGCAAUUGAACAAGACAAUUUAAAUUUAAAUAGGAAAAAACAAUUGCAUUGUCUUAUUUCAGGUGCAUUUCAUCCAAUUAUCUUAUUUUAAGAGUAAAAUACUCAUUCCAUUGGCACAUCAUCUUUUUUACCUACUCAAAUUAAGGGUAAAUACAUUUGAUAUAAGACAUUAUUGCUUAUAUCUAGAUAAUUUUUGCAGUGUGAUCUUUUAAAUGUUGAUGCAGUAAAUCUCAUCAUUGAUGCAGAAUAGGUUAAAGCUUUGGGUCGUUUUUGCUGAAAUUUCAGAUAAAGAGUAGGUGCAGAUUGAUUUUUUUCUCUCAAAAACAACAACAAAGAUAACUUUAAAAAGAUAGCAAGAGUAAUGUGGUUGGCACCUAAACAUUAUGUAUCAUUUGUGCAAUAACACAAACAUGCCUGGCGAAGAUGUUACAAGCAUUUUAUUAUUAUUUUGGAAGUUAAUGCGGAAAUUGUAGGGAUGGUCGUUGUGUUUCUUAAGUGGAGCUUUCUUCAGAUCUAGACAUUAAUAUGGAUAAUCUUUAGAGUGUUGUGGCUUUUUUUCUGCCUGUUAAAUCCUAUUUUAUUUGGAGACGCACAAACCAGUCUACCAAACUUUCCUUGACUGGCGCCUUUAAAAAAAAAAUGUUCUCCUUAUUCUUUUUGAAUUUUUCCAAAAGUUUUGAAGAAAUCAGGAAAGCUUAGGGAAAUAUGUUUUGUGCAUAAAAGGAGUUAAUAGUCAUUUUGUGGGUUAAUCUUACAGGUUAAGAGAAGCUACGCGUUUUUGUUUUUCUAUUUUAUGCGGAUUAGUCCCAAAACAAUCAAAAUGGACAAUCUGAAAAUCGAUAUCAGGCAGGAAAAAAAGCCUCACCUGUGCAUUUAUACCUGUUUUUGUUUGUUUUUUAGCAAUUUCAAUGUAUACUGGAAAUUAUAUUUGUUUGUGUAAAUUCUGGAGGUUUUAAAAUGUCUUUAGUUCUCUCAAAUAUUAAUUGUAAAUUAAACCAUUGUAUAAAAGAUCUUUAUAUGCUGGAAUUACACACAAUGUACCCAUAAUGUUUACUGUUACAUGUACAUAAGUCCACCAGAACAAAGCAGACUGCCAAUUUAGGUAACCAGUUGCAUGUUUUUUUUUAUAUUUAUUGAUUUUAAAAAUAUUUUAAUAUAAGGAUAUCCUGUGAUUAAUUAUUGAUGUAGUUACAUUCGCAUUAUUAUUGUACAUAAUAGCCUCAUGAUGAUUUUUUUUUUGUCUGUGUGUAAUUUUUAUAAAGCUUUU